Tachysurus vachellii is the source of this 5944-nucleotide messenger RNA. It is a transcript of the gene usp6nl, whose product is annotated as USP6 N-terminal like. The coding region runs from base 16 to 2544 and encodes 842 amino acids. Lineage: Eukaryota; Metazoa; Chordata; Actinopteri; Siluriformes; Bagridae. The record is from RefSeq and is a predicted model, not a curated record. The transcript is spliced from 15 exons.
CUUGGUCUUUGUACAAUGGCAAUGAGGCUCUUGGGGAUCUGUGGGCGACCUUUGAUAUGCCCAGCCCAACAUGCCCCGCCUCUCCAGACUUUGACUCCGCCCUCAGUUGAUCAUGCAAGUGCUUCAGAUCGUCAAAGAGCUGGUGUCUCCGUCUCGACGCCGCGCCGGCUCCAGGUUUGCAGAAGCAGCACACAGACUGAGCUGUUCGACAGAUCGAUCUGGCUAAUGAAGGACCUUGGUGCGUCUGAAGGAGAGCAGGAUGCUGCUGUGAAGUUGGAUCAGGAACGGGCUGAAAUCGUAGCCAGAUAUGACAAGGGUUUGGAAGGUGGUUCGGUUGAGCCGUGGGAGGAGGCGAACUAUGACCUCUACAAAGUGGUGGACCGCUUCGGCUUCCUGCAUGAGAAUGAACUUCCAGACUCAAAUGCCAUAGAGGAAAAGCAAAAGCACCUGGAACUGGAGAGGACAGAAAAAUGGCUGAAGAUGCUGAAAAGCUGGGACAAGUACAAGAACAGCGAGAAGCUGGUAAGGAGGAUCUAUAAAGGAAUCCCACUACAGCUUCGAGGACAGGUCUGGAGUCUCCUCCUUGACGUCCCCAAAAUAAAAGAGGAGAAGAAGGACUUUUACGAGAAGCUGAAGAUGAGAGCAAGAUGCUUGUCUCCUGAUAUUCGUCAAAUAGAUCUGGACGUGAACCGCACAUACAGAGACCACAUCAUGUUUAUGCGCCGCUAUGACGUCAAGCAGCAGGACCUCUUCCACGUCCUCACGGCAUACUCUAUGUACAACAGGGAGGUGGGAUAUUGUCAAGGUAUGAGCCAGAUCACUGCUCUCCUCCUGAUUUACAUGAAUGAAGAAGAUGCAUUCUGGGCUCUGGUCAAGCUGCUCUCAGGACAGAGACAUACGAUGCAUGGAUUUUUCGUGCCAGGCUUUCCAAAGCUGCUACGCUUCCAAGAGCACCAUGACCGUAUUCUAAAGAAGAUGAUGCCUAAACUUAAACAACAUCUGGACAACCAGGAGGUUUUCACCAGCCUCUAUACCAUGAAGUGGUUCUUUCAGUGCUUUCUGGAUCGGACCCCUUUCACAUUAACCCUCAGAAUAUGGGACAUCUACAUUCUAGAGGGAGAGAGAGUUCUCCCUGCGAUGUCCUACACCAUCCUCAAGCUUCACAAAAAGACCCUCAUGAAGUUCUCCAUGGAGGACCUUGUGGAGUUCCUCCAGGCUACUCUCUCGAAAGAUUUCUUCUUCGACGACGACUAUGUAAUCGAGCAGCUCCAGAGUUCCAUGUCUGAGCUCAGACGCUCCAAACUAGAGCUUCCUGCUCCAGGUAAAGAUGAGGAGUUUCCUACAAAGCCACUGGGUCAGCUUCCACCUGAGCCUGAGGGAUUGGCGCCAGAGAAAGCCAAUCACAUCGCUAACGGGCGGAUGGAGGUUCUGCCGUCCCCGAGCACAGCCAUUACGGAAACAGUGGUUUCGGCAAAUGGAGAGAAAAAAGACCCGGCAGAUAAAGUGGCACAAAAGGUAGACAAACGGGAGGGGACCAAAGAAGCCACGCCCAACGAGAGAGGAAAGACGCACACACAAUCGAGCCAGAACUUGAACGUAGGUCUUAGCGGGCGCAGAGACAUUGGGCCACGAUGGGUAAAACCAUCCGAGGGCAAGCUAGCGGCCAUGAUCCUCAGCAGCACGGUACCCUCUUCUCCUGCCACAUCAGUGGCCAGUGAACAGCUGCGUCAUCAUCGCCCUCGCUCCAGAGGCUUCAUGCCUGGUGCUGACCGUGGCUCCAACGCCUCACAGUACGACAAUGUCCCAGUGUCCGAUGGAGAUGUUGUAGAUGUUCCGGUUUUUACGGCAGUUUCCGAACCUACUCGUCAGUACGUUGCACCACCUGUUAAACAUGAAAGCCCUACAAGGCCCUCUAGUGGUGGUAUCACUGCUCCAACUUUCAGAAUCCCUAAAAAUCCACCUGUUCACUUGAUGCCUGACCCCCGACAGGAUUUACACUACACACCAGGCAUGAUGCCUGUUUAUUCCCCCUAUCCCAAAAUGCAGCCGGAAAACCGAGCGUAUGGAAGAUCAUAUGAUGAGAGGGCAUACGGUACUACAGUACGCUCCACACCUCCAAAUCGCUCACCAGAAAAAUCCCUGAUAAAUAACAGCUACACCACGUACCGGCGUCAGCCGAUAAAUGCCGAUUUUGUAGGUCAGAUGGACAGCCUUGUUGAAAGCGGCCAUUUUCAGAGGCAGCCCACUCGGCAUGCAGACCAGCGUUAUGAGAGGCAGUGGCAAGGACAAGGCUGGCAUGGUGAGAUGGAUGUGGAUGGGGCGUCCCUGCGUAUUCCGGGCGGGUUACCCCGCUCAGCAAGCUUUAACAAAGCCCAGCUCUCACCUGUACACCUUGGCCAGGAGUUCAGCUUCCCACCAAUGCCCAUCUCAGACAACGUGAUGCACAACAGAGCUGUGACCAGCAGGAAACAGAUGCCUACAGUGUUCGGAGGAGUUCAUUAUCGACAAGAGGCCUUCGCCAUGCAGGAGUCCAUGCUGCUCUGAGAGAGAGAGAGAGAGAGAGAGAGAGAGAGAGAGAGAAAGUGAGAGAGAGUGAGAGAAAGUGAGUAAGAGUGUGAGAGAGUGAGAGAGAGAGUGUGUGUGAGAGAGUGUGUGUGAGAGAGUGUGUGUGAGAGAGUGUGUGAGAGAGAGUGUGUGAGAGAGAGUGUGUGAGAGAGAGUGUGUGAGAGAGAGUGUGUGAGAGAGAGUGUGUGAGAGAGAGUGUGUGAGAGAGAGUGUGUGAGAGAGAGUGUGUGAGAGAGAGUGUGUGAGAGAGAGUGUGUGAGAGAGAGUGUGUGAGAGAGAGAGUGUGAGAGAGAGAGUGUGAGCGAGAGAGUGUGAGAGAGUGUGAGAGAGAGAGAGAGAGAGAGAGAGAGAGAGAUAUGGUCUGAUAUAUCUGAUAAAUCAGAUAUGGACUUUAAAAAAUGUGACUAGGAGACAUGGAGGAAAAAGUGAGUGUUAGUGAGAUGGAUGGAUGGCAAAUAGAAUUGAUUAUCUGAUUAGCUGAUUAUCUAGAAAAAGUGUAUGUGUGUGUGUGUGAGAGAGAGAGAGAGAGAGAGCUCUGUUUGGUUUGUUCUGUGUGUUUUCUCAGUGGGACUCUCUGCCCUCAGCGUCUUUACUGAACCCACUUGGCAGCUUCCACCAGCUCCAGGUGUUUAUAAUGAUCAACCCAUUUUGUCGUUUUGAUUUCGUUCUAUUUGUUUUCUUUGCUUAAUACUAAUUAACAGCAACACUUUAUUUUCAAGAUUUUUACAUUUAAUAUUGUACAGAAAGUUUUUUCUAUGUAUUUAACCAUGCUUGUCAAUAGCGUGAAUUGGAGAGAAAAGAAAAUCCCACAUUAUUUUUAAAUAAUUUAGUUUUCCAUGAGCAUAAAGUCUUUAUAUGUAUAUAGUGUAUACAUAUUUUUGAGCUGGGUUUAUUAUGUAGGGUUUUGAAUAUGAAAAGAAUGAGCUCAGAUUAAAACAAUCACAAGUCCCAGUUCUACAUAUUUCAUGUUUGCACGAACCACAAAAUGUACAUUUUUAUUCUUCGGUAUGGAGGGAUUUCUUUCUCUCUCAAGGAUAUAUGCAGUAAAUGUGAGGAGAAUGUUAUAACUGUGACAAUCCAGAGAGUUUGGUAAUCAUAUGAAACCCUAUUACCAAUAGCAGCUCAUUUCAAACCUCCUGCUCACGUCUUUCCAGAAAAUGUCUCAGUCUGUCUGCUUUGUUAUAGUCCCAGAAUACACUCAGGUUAGGGGUGGUUUUGUUACAAAAGCUGCUCUGGAAAAGAAAGUAAAGCAUCAAAACACUAUCGUCAUCUUCGCAAAUAGCAAUAUCUUUAUAUAACUCAGUAAUUUAGCUUUAUUUAGUCAAUAUACACCAAGAUGCCAGUUUAUUAGCUAUGUAUAGCUAGAGGUGUGUGUGCAUUUUUUUUUUUUUAAAUCCCACCUGCUCCUUCUGUUCUUAUUGUUUUCAUAAAAUCAUCAGAAUGAAUGAAUGCAGUAAACAUCAAGGCACUGACUAUAUCUAUAUCUAACGGCAGACAAGCUGCUGUCUCAGGCUUGGGGAGGAUCCCGCUUAUGAUACACAGCUGUAUUUCUACCUGCUAUGAAUAUACACUGAUCAUUUAUCCUUUUUAAUAAUACUGAUGCUGUAGAGAGAGAGACUCGAGCUUUCAUAAAGCUACAUAAUAAUGUUACCCUUAUUCUUAUAUGUUCUAAUCUUGGAACGUUUUCUGAAAGGGAACCUCUCUGUUGUAGGGUUCUACAUGGAUCCUUUAUACCAGGGGUGUUUAAACUUAUCUGCAAAAGGGUUUGUGUUGGUGCAGGUUUUCAUUCCAAUCAAGCAGGAGCUACAGGAUCUGAGUCCAGCUGGUUAAUCAGAUGAUCUCAGCUUUUAAUAAACUCAGGUGAAGCGUUUGCCUGGAUGAAAAUCUGCACCCACAGCAGCAGCAGCAGAGGAAGUGGAGACUCCUGAUUUAAAGCAACACAAAGAACGCUCUAAUGUGCUAGAUAGAAACGUUUUAGAUGUACAUAAUUAACUGGCAACUUGGUGUGUAUUUGAAACAAGGACUACCAUGUUUUUUUUCUUUCUUUCUUUCUUUCUUUCUUUUAAACGUUACUGUUAAUGCUGUAGCUUGAGAAAUCAAAAUCAGCAAAAAUCAAACUCAGUAACAGCGUAUUUGACGAUUUUUACCAACUAUGAACAAUUUUUCCAUUCAAGAAGAACAGCUGGUAAAUUGAUCUCAAACAUAUUAGUGCUUUGAACCAAUGACAGUAAAACAUCUCAGAUCAAUAUCCUUUAAAUCAGUUUGAGCGACCGUUAUUAUCUGCAGUAAACUUUAGUAAUUAAGGAGUAUCUGUAGAGGAACAGAGUACUGCAGAAACAGUGAUGCAUUUCCUGAGAAUUUGUCUUUAAUCCUACAGUUUUUAAAGUCCAUGUAUUACCAUAAUUAGGCAAAUGUUUUACUUUUAUUUGUGGAAUUUGUUUUGUGCAAUGAAAUGAAUGAUUUAUUUUUUUUUAUUAUUAUUAUUCAGUAAAUAUACUGCAUUUAAAGUGACACAUUCCUCUUCAUUAGCCUGGAUGCUAAUGGCCCAGUCUGGAACUGCUAACAGCUUUUCUGGCUUUUGUACACAAAAUAAGGACAUUGUAAAUAUCCUGGAUGUAUGUAAAGAGUAUGUAGUGACAUGUAUACACUCUUGAGCUGGUCCCCGAUAUUACUUUUGCUAACACGAAUGUCUCUGUGUUUACUGCACUGCAUAAAUGUUGUUUGUUUAUUUGUUUUUCUAUUUUUAAUGAUGAUGAUGAUGAUGAUGAGUGCUAUGGGGAUUCACCAGGCUGAAGUGUUUAGGAGACAUAUUGAGGGGUACAGUUUGAUUGGAACGGAGCCUAUGCUGUAUUCCCCAGCUAGCCUUUUCACUGGAUAUUAACUUAUUAUGAAAUGUCUCAUAUCUGUUGCACACACACACCGUAUGUCAGCCCCUCACCAAACAGACUACUGUAACACACACUUUUUUUAUUUUUAAUUACAAUGUACAUCACAUUUCCAUUUUUAAUGAAACUCACGUUUCUUUACACAAACAUUCUCUAAUAACUCUAAUAAUGCAGAAUAUUCCUGCUGAUAUAUAAAUACACACAUCAUGUGGAAUCUACUAAGCACAACUCUCAGGCUGACUCAUGUAUUCCCACACACCUUUGUAUCAUUAGUGCUACUUCAGGCCUGAGUUUGUGUGUAUAUGUACAGUAUAUAUUGUUCAAGAACAGUACGUUUUGAUACAGAGAUUCAUUUGUGAUUAAUCAAGCAGGCGGAUUGUUUUUUUUUGUUUGUUUGUUUGUUUGUUUGUUUGUUUUGGUUAAACUACUAAAUACAAAUUGACGAUCGAAAAUGACUGUCUAAUAAAAACUCUCCAGAUGGUUUGCCAUUCAAA